This is a messenger RNA of Salvelinus sp. IW2-2015, 530 nucleotides long. Lineage: Eukaryota; Metazoa; Chordata; Actinopteri; Salmoniformes; Salmonidae. The record is from RefSeq and is a predicted model, not a curated record.
GUGACUUUAAACAAACAGAUAUAUGGCCUUUAGUUUGAUGGCUSCUUUAAAACUUCGUCUGGCACAGUSUAAUUUUCUUCGCUCUGGUAUUGUCGUCGUUGUUAAAUACUUAUCCACUGUCAGGAUGGACGGCAUGGGUCUGGCGGUCAGUCGUUCAUCGCUCGAGCGCCUCGAGUUUGACAAUGUCGCACUCAAGAAACUUCCGUUGGAUACAUCAGAAGAGCCUGGUCCGCGAAGGGUGGAAGGAGCCUGUUUCUCCCGAGUAAAGCCGAAGCCAGUGGUCAAGCAUAGACAAGCUGACGGCAAGGCUCAGGGCUCCAGCAUCAGACAGUUUCUGUGCAGUGAGGCGGUGUUCGCUCUGGGGGUGCACACUACCAGGGCAGGGUCACUGGUGACAUCUGACAGCAAGGUGGUACGAGACGUGUACUACAGCAGGUACCCCACCAAGGGCCCCAGCUACGGCCACGAUGAGAGCAGAGGUCAGAUGAUGGAUUCUGUCAUAUAGAGCUUCUACCGAGAGAUCCAGCAGA